Messenger RNA from Nerophis lumbriciformis (worm pipefish), 1506 nucleotides. Lineage: Eukaryota; Metazoa; Chordata; Actinopteri; Syngnathiformes; Syngnathidae. The record is from RefSeq and is a predicted model, not a curated record.
AUGGCGGACCAAGCCGAAGCCCCGGUUCCAGUCCAGCCGUCGCCACCGCCGACUAGCUGGCCAAUUACCAGGGAGUCGUACGAGCUACAGGAAGUCAUUGGUAGCGGGGCCACAGCAGUGGUGCAGGCAGCCCUCUGUUGCCCCAGACAGGAGCGUGUUGCCAUCAAGAGAAUCAACCUGGAAAAAUGCCAGACCAGCAUGGAUGAAUUACUAAAAGAAAUUCAAGCAAUGAGCCAAUGCAACCAUCCCAAUGUUGUCACCUAUUAUACUUCCUUUGUGGUGAAGGAUGAACUGUGGUUAGUCAUGAAGCUUCUUAGUGGAGGCUCCAUGCUGGAUAUUAUCAAGCACACAAGCAAAGAAGAGGACAGAAAUCUCGACGAGCCAAUAAUUGCAUCGAUACUAAAAGAAGUGCUUGAAGGUCUCGACUAUCUGCACAGAAACGGACAAAUUCACCGGGAUGUGAAAGCUGGGAAUAUUCUACUGGGAGAAGAUGGAUCUGUUCAGAUUGCAGAUUUUGGCGUCAGCGCAUUUCUAGCCACAGGAGGGGAUAUGACAAGACACAAAGUUAGAAAAACAUUUGUAGGAACGCCAUGCUGGAUGGCACCAGAAGUGAUGGAACAGGUACGGGGUUAUGAUUUUAAAGCAGACAUUUGGAGUUUUGGCAUAACAGCCAUCGAACUAGCAACAGGGUCUGCACCCUAUCACCGCUACCCCCCUAUGAAGGUCUUAAUGUUGACACUGCAGAACGAUCCACCCACUCUGGAGACUGGUAUUGAGGACAAGGAAAUGCUAAAGAAGUAUGGCAAAUCUUUUAGGAAGCUAAUAUCUAUGUGCCUUCAGAAAGAUCCUGCCAAAAGGCCUGCAGCUGCGGAGCUCUUGAAGUGUAAAUUUUUCCAAAAGGCUAAGAACAAAGAAUAUCUUGUUGAAAAACUACUGUGCUGUGCGCCAAAGAUAUCCCAGAGAGCAAAGAAGGUUAGACGGGUCCCAGGCUCCAGUGGCCACCUGCACAAAACGGAGGAUGGUGAUUGGGAGUGGAGUGACGACGAGUUGGAUGAAGGAAGCGAGGAAGGCAAGGCAGCUGUAAACCGGGGCAGGUCACGGCGGGUCAAGGAUGGGUCCAAAGAAAAUGAAGAAAAUGUCAAUAACGUUCCUAUUGAUGGUUUAUCCAUUCAGCAUCCCCAGGUGGAGCCAUAUGGGGAUUCACCAUACAUUCAAGGUGCUGUGAAUAUGGUCCUGCGACUAAGGAACUCCAAAAAAGAACUGAAUGACAUCCGGUUUGAAUUCACUCCUGGGCGAGACACUGCUGAUGGUGUUUCCCAGGAAUUGUUCUCUGCGGGUCUCGUCAACGGACACGAUGUGGUCACUGUUGCUGCUAACCUUCAAAAGAUUGUAGAUGACCCAGCUACCUACAAAGUAUUGACCUUUAAGCUGGCCUCCUGCUGUGAUGACUCCGAGCUUCCGGAUGAGGUGAAGCUGAUCGGCUUUGCGCAGCUGAGUCUUAGCUGA